AUGGCAAAUCAAACGGCAGUCACCACCGCGCAAGCUCCUUCUCCGCGUCUCUUCAGUACUGUAGCUCAGGGAUUCAUCCCUAAAAACCGUCUCAACCGAUAUGAGAAUGAUCUCGAACAUGGCUGCAUCUACACUCUCACAAAAUUCUUUGCAUCCAACAACAAGGUGAUGUACUGUGUGGAUGAUCAGAAGCUGUACUUCACCACUCUUAGUCAUCACCUGAUCAAUAGUUAUUCUUCAAGGUUGGCUGCGAAUCCGGCUGCUGCUUCUUCAGUCAACAAGGUAGAGAUAGUUAAAGUUGAAACGCUCAAAAUGCGUGUGAAUGCUACCUUCAUCAAGCGUGAACCUCAAAACACCUAUGCCACCUUAAUUGCCUACUUUGACUGCAUUGCCACAACCGAUGAUGUUAAGCUUGGCACUGAGUGGUAUUUCAUUGCUUGCAAGGAUUGUCAAACAAAGUUAAACCAGGGACCUACAACUUUCAUAUGUCCAAAAUACAGAAAUGAAAAUGCUACUGCAAUAGCCAACUUCCGGGUGGAAUUAUCCGUCUAUGAUAAUGAGGAGCAGUCCAUGUUCAUCAUUAUUGGAGAUGCUGGAAAAGAGCUGAAAAGCAGAAGAGAAACAGAGUUAAUCGAUAAAUAUGCUGACGAAAAUGGUGGCGAUGGUGCUGAGCAUGAGGUCCCACUACCACAAUGUUUCAUCGAUACCAUAGUACAGACACACAAAUUCAGGAUCAAGGUGGUCCACUUCAAUUUCACAUCGAAGAUGACCUUGACUGUUACAAAAUUAGUCUCCCCAGCAGUCCUACCUCCUAAAGACCAACCAGCUGACAUGUCAGCUCUGCCUCCAGCCAGUGAGGUGGAUAUCUCACUGUCUUCCGUCAUCUACUGA
Molecule: messenger RNA, 891 nt
Organism: Eruca vesicaria subsp. sativa (arugula)
Lineage: Eukaryota; Viridiplantae; Streptophyta; Magnoliopsida; Brassicales; Brassicaceae
Source: the annotation of a GenBank genome assembly